Molecule: messenger RNA, 456 nt
Organism: Triticum turgidum subsp. durum (durum wheat)
Lineage: Eukaryota; Viridiplantae; Streptophyta; Magnoliopsida; Poales; Poaceae
Source: the annotation of a GenBank genome assembly
AUGAGGUGCGCAGGGAGCCUUCUUCUCCUGCUGCUUCUGCUCUCCCUGUCUGCCUCCACCGCCGAAGCAAACAACAAGGAGAGCUUGGGCGACAACGCGGUACCCUUGACCGGCCGGGGAUGGCACCUGAGAGGACGGAGGUCAAUGGCGGCUCGAGGGCAUGGAGGAGCGGGGAGUGAUGAGGCCGUGGGCGCCAGCAACACAGGAGCAAAUGAAGAAGCAGAUCAUACGUCUGCUGAAUUUGUACAUGAUGAGGGUAAACAGAGCAAGGGAUCAGCAGCUCGGCCCGUGCUUCAGGGAGCAAGCGGCCAUCGUCAUCGUCACCAUGGCGGCGACGCGGCCUCCAUGGCGUCCGACAUGCUGAGGAUGGACUACUCCGUCUCCGUGGACGUCCACAGCCGACGGCCCAUCAACAACGACGCUCCGUUGGAUGAGCUCGCGGAGAAGAAGCCUUAG